CACUAACGAAUCGCACGUGUUGCAUUUAAAAAAUUGUUUUUCUCCGCAAAAAUUACAUUUAAUUGACAACGCAAAGAUGGUUAAAGUACAGAAACCACAGCCAAAGUCGCUGAGCAAAAGCGCCAGCAUUGAGGGCGUGGCCAAGAAGAAGAAAACCACGGAAAAAGGCAAGCUGGCGCAAGCAGCCGUCCUGGAAGUAGCGGCACCCAUCAAAAAGGGCAAAAAUGCCGCUCCGAAAAAAGUGGACGUCACUGAAAAACCCAAAAAAGAACAGAAAAAACCUGUUGAGAAGGAGAAACAGCAAAAGGCCGCCAAGAGGCCCUUGGUAAUAGCUCCUCCAGAGUCGCCAGCUGCAUCCCCAGUUGCUGUGAAAAAGUCAAAAGGAAAGGCCGCCGCUAUUCCUGCGACUCCUGCCGCCAAGAAGCCGUUGAUUUUGGCGCCAUCUCCUUCGCCCGCUAAACCAGCGCCUGCCAAAAAGGAAAAGAAAGGCAAACCUGCACCAGUUGAGGCGGCUCCCAAGAAGUCGAACAAGAAAUCGACUGUAGAGGAAGCUCCUGCAAAGAUAGAAGCUCCGGCUAAGAAAGCAGCUGCAGGCAAGAAAGUGGAUACAGUUUCCGGCAAGAAAGCGGAUUCAGCUUCAGCUAAGAAGGCAGUAGAAACACCUGCUCCGACUGCCCCCAAGAAAGACAACAAGAAAGCAGCGCCAGCUAAGAAAACAGAGGCAGCACCCGCCAAGAAAACGCCUGAAGUUCCAGCCAAGAAAGCAGAACCAGCCAAGAAAGCCGCAGCAGCCAAGAAAACGGUAGAGGCACCAACUAAGACAGCAGCUCCUGCCAAGAAAGCCGCAGCAGCCAAGAAACCCGUAGAGGCACCAACUAAGACAGCAGCUCCUGCCAAGAAAGCCGCAGCAGCCAAAAAAACUGUGGCGUCACCAGUCAAGACAGCAGCUCCAGCCAAGAAAAUAGUUGAAGCGCUAGCUAAAAAGUCUGAGAAGGCAUCCAAGCAAACGACAAAGGCGGUGCCAGCAGUAGCUGAAACUGCCAGCAAAAUAUCCAAACCAGCCACAGCAUCGCUUCAGGCGAAGACCAAGCCACUUAAGAAACUCUCCAAACCAGACAAGUCGCCGAAAGCUAAGAAGGCAGGCAAGAAGAUCGCCACAUUGGCCAAGGGAAAGUCCAACAAAAAGGCCAAGAAGCCUAAGAAGAAGCCCGUCGCGUUGCAAUUUGAAUUGAAGCCCUUUGAUGAGCAAAAGUUCCGGGACAUUGUCUCCGAAUCGAAUGUGCUGAAGAUGUGCCAGGCCCUCAAGACCCAAGCGGCCGAAGAGGUGGCCAAGAAAAAGUCGGCCUCGGUCUUCUCCGACUACCGCUACAUACUGCAGGUGUGCAGCUACAAGAUACCCAGCUGCCCCAAGCGUGUGGUCAAGCUGGGACUGAAGCACUCGCUGGUGGGUAGCGACGAUGAUGUGGCCAUCAUUGUGACGGACUUGCAGCGCGGUGCCAAGUUUGACUUUGAGCCCACCAAGGCCCACUACGAGGAUCUGUUCAGCGAGAUUGGCAUCAAGCAGCGUCUGACUGUGGUGCCAUUCAAUCAGCUGCGCAACGAUGUGAAUAGCUUUGAGGCCAAGCGCAAGUUCCUCAACACCUAUGACUACUUAAUGUGCGACGGCAAGCUGUCGGGACAGGCCAGUGCCUUUCUGGGCAAGUUCACCCAGAAGCCACGCAAUGUCCUGCAUCCGGUGCGUCUGAGCAAGGACAAUGCACAGCUGCAGAGGGAGCUAUCGCGUGCUCUGUGCCGCACCGCUUACAGGCAGCUGAGCAAGGGCGAUCUCACCGCCAUCCCAGUGGGCAAUCACGAGCACAGUGCCGAACAGCUGGCGGAGAAUAUUCUGUUGGUGACCAAGCAACUGGAGACGGUCUAUCCUGGUGGACUGGCCAACAUUCGUUCGCUGUAUGUCAAAAUUGACAUUGUCGGCACCUCGGCCCUGCCACUGUACAUCAGCAUGUGUGCCGCCCCAGCAGACACGCCGUAUGUGGUCGGACCACGCGAGCAGCGUAUGCUGAAACUGAAGAAGCAGGCCAACGAGGUGCUCUCCCGGUUCGCCCUUACCAAGGAUGCCGAAUUCGUAAAGUUGACUUGGCAGCAGGUGAAGCGCAAGGCAGAGAUUCGCGAAGAGAAGGCGGCUCUCUUGGCGGCCGAUGCGGCUGGAGUAGCUGCUCCUUCUAAGGAGAACGACGGUGAGGACACUGUUGUGCCCACAAAAAAAGCACGCAAAGAAUCGACGAGCGAGGCAGCCAAAAAUGAGGCUGAAUCGGAUGACGAUGAAGUCGAUGAGGCUGACUCGGGCGAAGAUGAAGGCGAUGAGGACGAUGAGAGCGAUGAAGAAGUCGACGACGAUGACAGCGACGAUGAUGAUGAUGAGUAAGCGUGCCUUUUGGCAAAUUUACUUUUCUUUAGUCGUAAUUCUUGGAUACAACCUCCCUCCCCUUCCCCGCCAACAAUUUGUACCAUAUUUUCGUAUUGAAAAUUUUGAAACAGUUUUAAGGAAUAAACGAAUUGUUUUUAAGUUAACAA
Messenger RNA from Drosophila obscura, 2571 nucleotides. Its product is annotated as ribosomal L1 domain-containing protein CG13096. The transcript is spliced from 2 exons. Bases 77 to 2422 code for a protein of 781 amino acids. NCBI's taxonomy places the organism in Eukaryota, Metazoa, Arthropoda, Insecta, Diptera, Drosophilidae. The record is from RefSeq and is a predicted model, not a curated record.